Volvox carteri f. nagariensis is the source of this 4638-nucleotide messenger RNA. RefSeq lists its product as uncharacterized. The record is from RefSeq and is a predicted model, not a curated record. Bases 1 to 4638 code for a protein of 1545 amino acids. Lineage: Eukaryota; Viridiplantae; Chlorophyta; Chlorophyceae; Chlamydomonadales; Volvocaceae. The transcript is spliced from 5 exons. Gene Ontology annotation, molecular function: ATP hydrolysis activity.
AUGUGCACUGCCGCCGUGCCGCGUCAUGCGCGUACCCUGGCUUGGCGGCGCAUGCCCUGCACCGCCCAAGGUGCUGCACCACCACCACCGGAUCCGGUUUUACCGGCACGGUAUCGUAUCAGCAGAUCCGAGCGCGGCAGUAGUGCUGGCGCUGGUGCUGACACUGAUCCAGCGGCAUUCGUGGAUGAAAAUGUGUUGGCGGUUGACAGUGAUGGUGCAGGUGAUGGGGCUAAUGAGCCGGAGUCACCGGCAGGUACUGCAGAGGACACAGCCCCGGUACAGGUGCCACCCGAAUUGCAGCCAUAUCCACCACGGGUGCAGCCACGGCCUUGCAUCGAUGAUCCACGGAGUGUGGAGGUGCCGUUCUGCAUGCGCCUUGAUGCGGACUUGCCAAACCGGACCAUGUUCUGUGACGAUGAUGGCCCUGACCGAUUCACUAUCUGCACCUCUUGCGAGAAGGCAUUGACAGCACGCCGAGUGCCUGAAGCGGCUCUGGCGCGACUCGAUCCGGGCGACGUGCCAUCUACCAAUCACCUAGGCGACCCGUUGCCUGCACCCACGUUUGUGGAGAGUCAGCUGUUGGGGCGGGGCCGUCUCAUGCAGCAGCUAAUGAUUGUGCAUCUCACGGGCCGCCCCCCCGAGGUGUUGCCGUGUGCCGUACAGUCACAUGGCAUCGCGGUCGUAAACCCCGACCCCAAUAUGCUACGGGGCCAGCUGCCCGCACGCAUUGCGGAUUUGGCUGGCGCUUUCACGGUGGUUUGCGUGGAUCAAGUCCGAGACCGGCAGGACUUGCUGGAUCGCGUCCGCCGUGCACCAGGCCUGAAAGUUCGAGGCAACGUCAUCGUCGCCUGGGUGCGUUUCCUUCAGCAUAAUGACGACGAUGAAGGUGCGGUGGACGAAGAAGCUCUACAGGAGUAUGAGCGUAUGGGAUGUGUUGCGCGAGUACCAGAGGCACUGCUGCACUCUGCAAUCGGUCCUACGGAUCCAGAAGUCGCUGGUGUACUGCGGAGUACGUUCCUGCACGACCGUACCGGCGCUGCUGGUGUACGACAGCUGCAGGAGACGUUGCAAGGAAACGUUGCUGGUGAGAUCAUUCAGGGUGGUGGCGCUUAUGGAUCACCGCUUGAUACAGGUCCUGACGGGCCCACGGCCAGAACAACUGCCUCUGACACUCGUAUGGCAGCUGAUGCCGAUCUGGGCGUUCCGAAUGAACUGGAGGUGGUCCUUCCGCAACCAGCUCCUGUUCCGACGGACGGCAGCGACUUUGAUAACCGGCCCAAUGUGGUGCAUGACCUGCUCACCGGGCGUGCACGUCUCGCAUUCGCUGCUGGCGGCCGUGGCGCUCAGGUCCUGGAUGACCGCCAUCCAGCCAUCCUUAACGUCUGCUUCCCGGUCUCGUUUCCAUAUGGUUUGUCCGGACAGCGGCCACCGGGUAUGUCGUUCGCCUCAUAUUGCAGCCACCUUGUACGGCGGGUGCCACGGUCGCAGUUCAGCAGCAACUUAAUGCUGCUUGCCCGAAUGUAUGAUAUCAGCGUGCGGCAACAAAGCAUGGCGCAGGUAGGAGUGGCCCUGCGCAUGCGACCACGACUGGGUGGACCAGCGGCACGGGUACCGAGGGAUGUGGUACGCACCAUGGCGGACAUCUUGGCGCUGCCAUACCGUCACGCCCAGCGACGGCAGCUGCUGUCGCAGCAGUCGCCCGUGGUGCGUGCCCUCCUGGAUGGCGCACGUGCCAGCCUCCUGCGAAUCGACCUUACAGAUACCUACUAUAAUGGUGCAAAGGCCAUGAUGCGUGCGGCUGCCCUCACCAUCGGCUGGCCACCAUUGUUCUUCAAUCUCAACCCGGCGGACAUGCAUGCUGGCUGCGCUGUUGUAGCCUCUGGUCAGCUUAUAGAGUUCGACGACGCCGGUCGUCCGACCCAGAUCAGCAGCACGGUGGAAAAGUGGCGCCGCGUCAAAGAAGACCCGCACAGCUGCGCGGCACUGCUCAUCGCCACAAAAGAGGUGUUGGUGGAGCAGUUGUUUGGCUUUGCACCUGGAGCAAUGCGGCAGACUGACCCUAACUGCUUCUGUGGGGUCGUAUUCGAGGUAGUCGUCAAGGUUGAACAGAGCGGGCGAUUGGCGCUACACUUGCACGGAGUCGCACACCUCGAGUGCUUCGCACUGGACAACCUUCAGGUGUUAUUCUGUGGACCCAACUGCCGAGCUCUGGCACUUGCAUACGCGCUGUGCGAAAUGUGGUACCCCUCCCCAUACUAUGCUCCGGCACCGGACAGCGGGACACAGCCUCUGGUCAUGGGUAUGUCUGAUGCGGAAGUGCAGCAGCACGGUCUACCCGUGCCAGCAGUGCAGGCGGACUGCCCACCUGCAGCAUACAACUUCGAACGACUGGCGGGGUGUGCAAACGGCGAACUGCCGCCUCCAUCACGACAUGCCGCCUGCCGUGCCCAUCACGCUGCCGUCAUACGCAGUACCCUCACCCACAGCCACAGUUCGACGUGCAAGCGGCAUGGCUGCCGCGGUACCGAUGACAGCUGCGGCAUGGCCUUUCCCCGACUCAUCCGCACAGCCUUUCAAUGGAUCGGUACCACCGGCCUAUUCUUGCUGCCCCGCCUGGCACCCAACCUCGUGCCACACAUGCCUGCCAUUGCCCUCGCCUUCGGCUGCAACCAUCUGAUGUCCCUGGCCUGCGAACCGCCGAGCAUCGACGACACCAUCGAGCUCUUUACCCUGGCGCCGGAUCAGGCCGUACCAUUCAUGCUCAUGGCACGUUAUUUCGACCGCCGCAACGAACCUGAUCCAGGCGUCCCGCCACAGAUGCUCAUCAUGGGUCCUCCGGGCACGGGCAAGACUCAGUUCGUACACGCUCUACUGUGGUACACGUAUCAGCAUGACAGUCCCGACUGGGCCGCCACAUGUGCAUACUCCUGGGCUGCCGCAAUCGCCUUCAACACCCCAGUACACCGCAGCCUAUCGACCCACUCGAUGUUCGGCAUCUCAGCCAGUCAAAGCGGCUCCCGUGGCGCCAACCUUCCCAAGCGCGGCGCCCACGCCGGCCUUCAGGUCAAGCGCAAUGUCGGUGAUGGGGCUGUCCUCAUCGACGAAAUUGGCAUGCAAAGCCACGAGCACCUCGGCGCCAUCAGCCACUCCUGUACAGCCAACGUGCCGCCUCCACCACACCUUGGACCCGCCCAUCCCAGCAGCCGUGUCUUGUCCGGUCGUGUUGCUGGCGGAAUCGGCGACCUGCUGCAGCAUCCUCAGCCAGGCGGGUCGCCGCCAUACCGCUACGCCACCAACGUUGAACGAAACCCCCAGUUCAGUCCCUCGGCACCGUCAGCACAGUGCCGGCCGGCCUCGGCUGACGAACGUGGAGGUGACCAUGCUGACGGCAGCAACAAUGACAGCAGUGAUGCAGAUGACGACACCGACAACCGUCGCGCCACCACCUCCACACGUCGCACUCGUCGCCCCGUGCCACAAACGCACACCCACCUACACGACGGCUUCAACCUGUACCGUCAGCUCGGCGGCACCGUAUUCAUGCUGCAGAAACAGCAGCGGCAAGACAACAGCCCAUCUGGCCAGCAGCUUACCCGCUUCACAACCAUGUUCGGCGGCAUUCAACCCACUGAAGCACGUGUUGCAGAUCUAGUAGACGCACUCAACCAACGCGUCAUCACGGAUUUGUCCGAUCUCACAGACCUCGAACCCCGUGUCGUGCUGCAACGGAACGAACCCAGGCACGCGCUCAACACACGCCUCCUGAUGCUCCAGGCGCGCCGCAAAGGAGCGCGUUUGGUCAGCUGGAACGCGGACCAUGUCCCGGUUAGGCAACAUGGCACAACCCAACAACAGCCACUCUCCCAUGUCGAAAAGGCUGUCGCAAUGCGAGUAAAAGACGCCACCUUCGACCACACCACCGCCGACACUUGGUACUACGAGGGUGCACGUUACACCCUACUCGACACCACUGCUGCCGACGCCGGCGCGUGCCACAACAAUGAAGUCGAGGCAUGUGGCCUGCUUACCGACAGCCGUGAACCGCCCGACGACGGCCGCGGCCCGUACUGGCGCCUCCACUACCUACCUGCAGCUGUCUUGGUCCGUCCCAUUAAAGGGCACACGCCCAAAGUGGUGCUAGCAGACUUAGCGGACUUCGCAACCAAAGGUGCUGCCUUCGCCAUCGUACCACGGCCCUCGCCGGCAGCAAACAUCACCGUGCCAGCCGUCAACACCGGCACCACCACCAAAAAUGUACGUCGAGUCAAUGUACCGCUUGGUGACUACUACGCCGUCACCGACUACUUCGUACAGGGCCGUAGCUUCAAGGAAGAAUGCUGGGUCGCGGACCUUUCCGUCCCGCCCGGUGGCCUCAAGCGUGCAACCAUGUACGUGUUGCUCACCCGCUACAAGACACUCGACCACAUCCGCCUCCUGCGCCCGCUCUCUACCACACCCGACGAACGAACACGAGUCGUCAAACAGUUCAUGGCAGCAACCAAGCUGGACCCCGACCUGGCGGCCGAACUCCGCCUCCUGGAUCGCCGUGCAACCGAAACCCGUGAACGCUAUACGACCGAGUACAAACACGCCCGAAACCUAGAAGAGCGUUGGACCUCCGCAGCCAACACCACCUGA